ACGGCACUGUCGACUGCGACGACGACGACUACGACGACGACGACUGGCAGGAUGAGGGCAGCACAUCGCUUGCCAUGGGCGUACAUCUGCCGUGACUGUGUGCGCCGCCCCCGGCUGGCGUCCACCCUCGCCGUCACAAAGCCCGCCGGGUUCGCGUCCUUCUUCUUUCACAACGCAAGAUGGCAGACAAGUGCCCCCGCACAGCGCCUUCCGUCGGGCCACAUCGCCUCGCCCCUGCCGCCAUUAGCGCACACCAUCGCAGGGCACGCCGACCAGUAUCCUCCGCCGCCGUCUGCGCUCCCCUAUCGCAAAGCAAAGGUCCUCACCCCCAGCCGACUGCUCAAAAUAUACUCCGAGCUCUCCAAAACACGCCUCACCGUCCUCGUCGUCCUCACCGCCAUGUCCGGUGUCGCCCUCUCCCCGCUCCCCACAACCGUCCCCGUCCUUCUGUCCACCGCCAUCGGCACCGCCCUCUGCUCUGCAUCCGCAAACACCCUCAACCAGAUACAGGAGGUUCCACUGGACGCACAAAUGCCGCGCACGCGCAUGCGCCCCCUCGUACGCCGCGCCAUCACGCCCCUCCAUGCCGCAGGUUUCGCGACCGUCACCGGCAUAGCUGGCCCAGCCAUCCUCUGGACGAUGUGCAACCCGACCACCGCCCUCCUGGGCGCAGCCAACAUCGCCCUGUACGCCGGCGCCUACACUUGGCUCAAGCGCAAGAGCGUCCUCAAUACCUGGGUGGGUUCCGUCGUCGGCGGCAUCCCUCCCCUCAUGGGCUGGACGGCGUGCGGGGGAAACAUCCUUCCUUCCGCAGAGUACCCGAUACAUCUCUUCCUACCCUCCUUCCUCUCCUCCGCCCCCACCGACCUCGCACUCAUCGACAACCCGCUCGCUCCCUGGGCGCUCUUCCUCAUCCUCUACAGCUGGCAGUUCCCCCAUUUCAAUGCCAUCUCUUACCUUGUCCGCGAGUCCUACGCCGUCGCGGGCUACCGCAUGCUCUGUGUCCUCUCCCCUCCCAAGAACGCCCUCGUCGCCCUCCGCCAUGCCCUCGUCCUCAUUCCCAUCUGCUCCGUCCUCGUCCCGCUGUCAGGACUGACGAGCUGGACGUUUGCCCUAGUGAGUCUCGUGCCCAACGUCGUGUGCGCGCGCGCAGCGUGGCAGUUCUGGAAGCAUACGACGGAGAAGAACGCGAAAAAGCUGUGGCAUUACUACCUGGCCUAUCUCCCUGCCGUACUUGGGCUCAUGAUGGUUUGCAAGCGCGGUCUGUGGGGUUCCUGGUUCGAGACAGAGGAGAAGAGCGACGUGGAGAGCUAGAUCGCAUUCAUUACGUACAUUGUAUAAACAUCCAGA
Messenger RNA from Rhodofomes roseus, 1350 nucleotides. Its product is annotated as protoheme IX farnesyltransferase. Gene Ontology annotation, molecular function: protoheme IX farnesyltransferase activity. The coding region runs from base 52 to 1314 and encodes 420 amino acids. The transcript has a single exon. NCBI's taxonomy places the organism in Eukaryota, Fungi, Basidiomycota, Agaricomycetes, Polyporales, Fomitopsidaceae. The record is from RefSeq and is a predicted model, not a curated record. Gene Ontology annotation, biological process: heme biosynthetic process. Gene Ontology annotation, cellular component: mitochondrion; membrane.